Molecule: messenger RNA, 1032 nt
Organism: Bipolaris maydis ATCC 48331
Lineage: Eukaryota; Fungi; Ascomycota; Dothideomycetes; Pleosporales; Pleosporaceae
Product: chaperonin 10-like protein
Molecular function (GO): zinc ion binding; oxidoreductase activity
Source: RefSeq, a predicted model, not a curated record
AUGCAUGCCAUCGCAGUCACCCAAUACGGUCCAAUCUCCAAUCUAAAAGCAAUCAACCUCCCACCUUGCGCAGACCCACAAGGCUACGACAUAGUCGUUCGCGUAAAAGCUUGUUCUGUAAACCCAGUCGACACCAAAGUCCGAGCAGGAACCUACGAUGACUACCCAGACUACUAUGACCGAGCCCCUAGUCUACCGCAAAUCCUCGGCUUUGACGGCGCUGGCCUAGUCGAGAGCGUGGGCUCUGAAGUUGCACACUUCAAGCCUGGCGAUCAAGUUUACUACUCCGGCUCGCCCAUCCGCCAGGGAAGCAAUGCAGAGUUUCAGCUUGUAGACUCACGCGCAGUCGCGCUCAAACCGAAGAGCUUAGACUGGGGCCAGGCUGCCGCUAUGCCCCUAACCUGGAUCACAGCCUACGAAGCCCUGGUUGAACGAAUGGAGAUUCAGCGCGGGGAAAAUGCAGCCAUUCUCAUCAUCAACGGCGCAGGUGGUGUCGGCAGCGUCGCCAGCCAGAUUGCGCGCCAUGUCCUCAAUCUGCCCGUUGUAGUGACCACGGCAUCAAGGGACGAAACAGUCAAGUUUUCAAAAGACGUCGGGGGCGCUACACAUACCAUCAAUCACCACGACAACAUUCCCACCGAGAUCGAGAAGCUCAAACUAGACGUUCCUAUCAAGUACAUCUUCAUCACGCACACACCAACAUCGGGCUACCUCGCUCCUGCAGCAAAAAUCUGCGCCCCUUUUGGAAAAGUCUGCUCGAUUGUUCAAGACAAGGAAAUGCCCAUGUAUUCUACAGAGUUCAUGGCAAAGAGUCUGGCUUUUGUUUGGGCCCUGUUGGGCACUAAGCCAUAUUACGGCGUUGAUGUCGAAAGCCACGGCAAGAUAUUGAAGGAUUUGGCCAGGAUGCUAGACGAGGGAACGAUCAAGUGUCAUUGUAUGCACAAGCUCAAGAUGGAUGCCGAGGGAGUGAGCAAGGCGCAUGAGAUUAUUGAAGGCGGCAAGGCCGUUGGCAAAGUAGCGCUGGAGUUCUGA